UCGUCGCGCGGUGGGCAGGGCGCGAAGGGUGAUGAACGGGUUGUGUCGCGUGAGGGGGGUAUAUUUAGCUGCGACGAGGGCGGCGUUUGGUUUGGAGGAUGAGGGUUGAAACGGUCGAUCUGUUCAUUUGGAACGCGAUGCGCGAUGGAGUGUAUUCUGGGGUCUGCGAGGUACUAUUGUACAGAGACGCUGGAUGCUUUGCUGCGCCGAUGCGAUGCGAUGCGACGCGACGCGCACGGCACGCUCGAGUCUUCGCCGUCCGGUCCCGUUCGGGAAACAAAACCCAACCCACAGAACCGACUUUCUUUUCGCUCAGUAUCUCAAAAAACCUCGUCCAAUCACCCUCCAAACAUUUCCCGCCUCCGCUAGCGCUCCCGCAUUUCACAAAAACCUCCCAGGCACGAGGCGUCAUUGGUAUGUCCCGCAGCACCUGAAACGAGCCGCCAGGUACCGCCAGAUACAUUGCGUCCAAUCAUCUUCGAAAUGUGACCGUUUCAAGAUCCCAACGCUCCCCCAAACAUCAGUUUGCUGGUGCCAGCAAAGCAUUCUUAAAUCUCCACAACUGCUGCCGGCUGCGCGGCGUCGGGCCAAGGCUGGACACGUUUCUCGAAGGAGAAAAGAGUCCGCCAGAGUUGUGGUUCAACUUUGAAGCGAUGGCGCAAUGCCCCCCAAAAGGACGAGGCAUAUCAUGCAAUCCGAUUGCUAAUCUACCAGACACCUCAUAUAUGCUCAUUAAGCCGGAGGAGAAUAUCAACAGCUGAAAGGGAUAUACGCCAAGAGGG
Molecule: messenger RNA, 782 nt
Organism: Trematosphaeria pertusa
Lineage: Eukaryota; Fungi; Ascomycota; Dothideomycetes; Pleosporales; Trematosphaeriaceae
Exons: 2
Coding region: 194-649 (151 amino acids)
Source: RefSeq, a predicted model, not a curated record